Eriocheir sinensis (Chinese mitten crab) is the source of this 2339-nucleotide messenger RNA. Its product is annotated as olfactory receptor 2B11-like. The transcript has 3 exons. Gene Ontology annotation, molecular function: G protein-coupled receptor activity; peptide binding. The record is from RefSeq and is a predicted model, not a curated record. NCBI's taxonomy places the organism in Eukaryota, Metazoa, Arthropoda, Malacostraca, Decapoda, Varunidae. Gene Ontology annotation, cellular component: membrane. The coding region runs from base 363 to 1364 and encodes 333 amino acids. Gene Ontology annotation, biological process: G protein-coupled receptor signaling pathway.
GACCGUCCUCGUGUUUUCCCUGUUGCUGUGAUAAGCGGGGAGGCGGCGCUUCCUCCGGGCUUUCCUAGGCGCCUCGUGUAGGGGCCGAGGAGCCGCGUGAGGGAAGUGUUGAUGUGCCUCGCCUCAUUGCCAGUCACGUCCCGCCGACACACGAGGAGGGUCAGGCUAACGAGAUGCAGGAGGCAGCCGAGGCGCCGCACCUGUGCCCUGCAGAGUUACGCUGAAGGGGAGCACAUGCACCCCAGACGUGUGUUAAGUGUAUAGUCGUCUUGACGCCCCGCCAGCACGCGGCGGUGAGGGACGGGAGGACGAAGCAGCGAGUGCAAGCUGCUAGAGGAGACGUGCGAGACAAACUGACACCAAUGUCCCUGAACGUGACGGAGGGUGUCUCGGCCGUGCGGGAGGCGGGCGGCGUGGACAAUAAGCUGCAUGUGUACAUGGCCUUCAGCCUGGUGACGGUGGCCGAGUGCCUGCUGGCGGGCUACCUCACCUUCACCAGCCACGAGCUGCAGCGGCGGAGGUCCACCGUGUUCUCAUGGCUCCUCAUACUCAGCAUCGGCACCUUCGCCUCCCUGUCGCUGGUGUACGUGCUGGUGCUGAUCACGGUGCCCGGCGCCUCCUACAAGUCCCCGUUCGGCUGCCGCGUCAGGGUGGUGCAGCGCUACCUCAGCGUCGUCUCCUGCUUCAGCCUCGCGUGCCUGUCCCUGGACCGCUACCUGGCCAUCUGUUGGCCACUCCGGUACCAUGAGCUGCUCAACAAGACCCGCUGCCAACUGCUGUGUCUCGCCUGUUGGCUGGUUCCUGCCGUGCUGCUCGUGCUGCCGUGCGUAGGCGUGCUGAGUACGAUGUGUGAGAAAGGCAAGACGGAGAAGCGGCUCCUGGUGGCCUACGUGGUGGCCUACACACUGGGCGCCAUGACCACGCUCGUCCUGUACCUGCUGGUGGCCCUCGAGUUCUGCAACACACCGGUCUCGCGGCGCGGCUCCCUGGGCGACGGUCCCGUAAACGGCGACGUCAUCCGCGAAGUGUCGAUCGUGCGGCACAGGACGGCCAAGUCAGCCCUCACCGUGCUCAUGUUGUACACGGUGUUGUCCCUGCCCCAUACACUUCUACCGGUGGUCUCUAGCAUGGGGCAGCACCGCGUUCCUUACCUGGCCCUGGAGAUCAGUUACCUGGUGCACCGUCUCCAUCUGUUCCUCUUCCUGCCCAUGUAUGCCGGGACCAACGUCUACUUCUGGGCCGCCCUUAGUGCCUGGGGAAAGGUGCUUUGGCGGAGGCUGACCUGCUGGUGCCACGCUGCUGAGGAGAGGGAGAUCACAAGAGUGGAGGCUCCUGGCAACCGAAGCGCUGAUGACUUACUAUAGUGAGAAAAGAAAAAACAUAUUAGUGUGAAAAAAAUAUGUAUAAUGAAAAAAAAAAUAGAAGUCGAACCAAAACGAAUCAAAAAAAGCAGUAUUAGAACAUGUAAGUGAUAAGUGAAACAGUAUUGUGGUAUUAUGUAGCAUAGAUGUAAAUAGUGAAACUUCGACGUGAAACUUGAAACUAUGACGUGUGAUUUCUGAAACUUGAAACGUGAUUGAUGUUUGAGAGGGCAUUUCUGAAACUGAGAGGUCAAUGGUGAAGCUGAAACUGUGACCUCAAUCCUGAAACUCUUAUAUGUGAUUUGAAAGUAACAAUCGCUGAAACUUUGGCGCCAUUCACGAAACUUGAUAAUUCUUGAAACUGACGUCAAUGCUGAAACUGAAACUGUGACCAAUCCUGAAACUCUCUUAUAUGUGAUUUGAAAGUAACAAUCGCUGAAACUUUGGCGCCAUUCCCGAAACUUGAUAAUUCUUGAAACUGACGUCAAUGCUGAAACUGAAACUGUGACCAAUCCUGAAACUCUCUUAUAUGUGAUUUGAAAGUAAUACAAUCCCUGAAACUUCGGCACCAUUCACGAAACCAGAUAAUUCUUGAAACUGACGUCAACGCUGAAACUGAAACUGUGACAUUACUCCUGAAACUCUCUUAUAUGGUAUCUGAAACUUAAUAUGAUUCCUGAAACUCUUGAAACGCCAUUCCCGAAACUUGUGAUAUUCCUGAAACUGGCGUCAUUCCCGAAAGGCAUCACGUCUAUUCUGAAUCUCUGUCGCCAUUCCAGAAACUUGUGUUAUGUGUGAAACUUCGAAGUGGUCCCUGAAACUAUGACGUCAUUCCUAGAGCUUGUCACGUGACCCGGUAACGAACGUGGAAGCGUAUUGUUGGUUUUUUUCUGAUUUUCGUUAUCGUCACUAAUUUAUUUACCGAGAGAGAGAGAGAGAGAGAGAGAGAGAGAGAGAGAGAGAGAGAGAGAGAGUUAA